AUGUCUCUUCGCGUCGUCUUUAUGGGCACUCCGGAAUUUUCCGUGCCGACCUUCAUGGAAAUCGUUGGACAGGGGCACGAUGUGGUCGCCUGCUAUUCACAGCCACCCAGGCCGGCCGGAAGAGGCAUGGAUCUGAAGAAGUCUCCCGUACAUGAGGCGGCUGAAUCAUUCGGUAUCCCUGUUUUUACCCCCAAGAGCCUGAAGGACACCGCCGAGCAAACCCGGUUUGUUGAUUUUGAAGCGGAUGUCGCGGUUGUUGUCGCUUACGGACUGUUGCUGCCGGGGCCUGUGCUCGACGCGCCACAAUUCGGUUGCCUGAACCUUCAUGCCUCGAUGCUGCCGCGCUGGCGAGGGGCCGCGCCGAUCAACCGGGCGAUCAUGGCGGGGGACAAGGAAACUGCCGUUCAGGUCAUGCGUAUGGAAGAAGGGCUCGACACCGGCCCGGUCUGCAUGUCGGAGACUGUUGCGAUCGACAAGAACAUGACCGCGGGGGAAUUGCAUGAUCGGCUUUCCGGUCUUGGAAGUGACUUGAUGGUCCGCGCGCUGGCAGCCCUGUCACGCGGUGCGCUGGGCGAGCAAUCCCAGGCUGAAGAAGGCGUCACCUAUGCGGCCAAGCUGUCCAAGCUGGAAACGCGUAUCGACUGGUCGAAAUCGGCUGAAGAGGUUCACAAUCACAUUCGCGGACUGUCACCCUUUCCAGGGGCCUGGUGCGAAAUGCCUCUGGGCAGCAAACCUGAAAGAGUCAAGGUCCUGCGAAGCUCGGUUGCCGAUACCGGCGGGAAACCGGGGACUGUCCUUUCGACAACUGAUGUUCCGGCUGUCGCAUGCGGGGCGGGUGCCGUGCGCCUGGAACAGGUUCAGCGGGCCGGCAAGAAACCGAUGAGCGGUGAGGAAUUCCUGCGGGGCGUAUCUCUUUCUGAUGGCACGCAACUGGAUUAA
Messenger RNA from Effrenium voratum, 939 nucleotides. Lineage: Eukaryota; Dinophyceae; Suessiales; Symbiodiniaceae. The record is from the annotation of a GenBank genome assembly.